Cephus cinctus (wheat stem sawfly) is the source of this 3841-nucleotide messenger RNA. RefSeq names its product serine/threonine-protein kinase 32A. The transcript has 10 exons. Lineage: Eukaryota; Metazoa; Arthropoda; Insecta; Hymenoptera; Cephidae. The coding region runs from base 1581 to 2957 and encodes 458 amino acids. Gene Ontology annotation, molecular function: G protein-coupled receptor kinase activity; ATP binding; G protein-coupled receptor binding. Gene Ontology annotation, biological process: G protein-coupled receptor signaling pathway; protein phosphorylation; regulation of signal transduction. The record is from RefSeq and is a predicted model, not a curated record.
AAUUUAUGUUCCAGGAGGGGAUAGGGUUAAUGUGGCACACUACGCUUCACUUAAAUCUUGUAGUUCUGUUUCUAUUUCUGGUACGAAAGUUGUGCGAUUCUUCACUUUUAAUCAAGUUUCAUGACGAAUGUACAUAUGUAUAUCGGCCUCUAUGCCUAUGUCCCUCUUAUUUAUAAUGCAAACAAAUAAGAGAAAGAAUCGUAUUUCAUCCUAUGGUAUACUCUACUAAUAAGAUUGAAGUUUUGAUGUACGAGUCUUGUCGUAGCAACGAUGUUUUUACGAAAAACAUAGGUGGCUACCGUCACAAAUGAAAUAUAGUCCAAUGCGUCACGGUUCUUCUAUUUAUAUGCUUUAUAUAGCGAUAAGCAUCGCUCUUUCUAUGUCACGUCUUGUACUACGAGGAGAAUAGAUUUUUACCCGUAUGGGGCAACACAAAUUCGUUUUCAUUUUUGAUAUAGGGCGGUAACUUAGACUUUAGUUCUAUCACACAAAGUAUAGGUGUCUAUGUACACGCGGCAGACGCUUGGCAUCAUUCUCAAAAGAAAGCACAUGGUCUUCUACUGAUGUUUCUACCGACGGUCCUAGAUGGAAUAAAAAGAACGUCGCUUUACUCUCUUCGCGUGUUGCCUAUAUGCGCGGCAGAUGCGACGCCGUUUCUGUUAGUCGUACAAAGCUUGGUGAACUUUCUGCCUAUAUAAAAUGAUGUGGAACGAGAGCGGAAUUACACAUUUCGUAGACGGCAGUCACGUUGCGGUUUAUACAAAGGAAUCCAUUCUGUGCGAUUUAAUGCUUUGGCGCUUUUGCUUAUAAGAACAUACCCAUUCACAUACAUUAUUCAUUUCAUUAAUUUUCCCUGCGGAAUUGUCGCCACUUGAUCAUUUACUUUUGACUUUAAAUGAAAAACUCGAAACUUGUGAUACGGUAGUUAAAUGUGUUUGAGGAAAAUAUAUAUUUAGCAUGAAACGAUAAAACUGAAGAAACGAUACUCUAAUUCUGAAAAUGUUUGAUACGGUAUAACGAAUUACACGGCAAAGUGUAUGUCGUUUCAGAUAUUUUUACUCCACAUAAUAACGUGCUCUUUGAGUUGCUGAAUCUAUUUUCAUUAAAAUCAGCCUAAUUGGCUUCUAUACAAAUUUACUCUGAUUUGACAAGAGUAUUUGGCAUUUGACAAUUUCUAUUUCUAUAUAGAAAAAAUUUGCUUGAAUUUGACAAUAUUUUUGCCGAGCUCGCUAAUUCAACAGUGAAGAGCCAUAUUUCAUUAAUUUGAAGAAACAUUUUCUUUGCGAAAUAUAAGUCCCAUUUCGCGAAUCUUCAAAAUAUAAAACAUGGUAGGACGAAUCUGUCAAAAUCAAUAAUCAAACGGUUGAAGAAUAAAACAAAAGAUUUGUAAAAAAAUAUGAAGAAAAUGUAAUAAAACAUGCUGAUGGAUCGGUCCGUACGAGUAAACAGUCUUCGCGAAAUGUGCUUUCGCGUAAGUGCAAGCUCGAACAAGAGAACUAAGAGAAAAUGUGGAAGCCGUGUUGGAUUUACGGCUACCGUUCACAAAGCACUUGGGGUUUAUCGUGAAAACCAUUAGAAAAAUGGGUGCCAACCAAUCGGCUCGCAGCUUGCCCACUCCCGGUGAGGAAGUGAAUUUUGACCACUUUCAAAUUCUACGUGCCAUCGGAAAGGGUAGUUUUGGGAAGGUAUGUAUCGUACAAAAGCGUGACCGUAGCGGCAACAUGUAUGCGAUGAAGUACGUCCACAAAGGGGAGUGUGCUGAAAGGGGUGCCUUGAAAAACGUAGCCCGAGAAGUUGAGAUCCUGUCGAAAUUAGAACAUCCCUGCCUGGUGAACCUAUGGUUCAGCUUCCAAGAUGAAGAGGACCUCUUCAUGGUAUCGGAUCUGUUGCUUGGCGGUGACCUGAGGUACCAUAUCCAGCAGGACGUAAAGUUCCGCGAGGAAAAUAUCAUACUCUACGUGGCAGAGAUAUCGCUCGCUCUGGAUUAUUUGCAGAGUCAAAAGAUUAUCCACAGAGAUAUCAAACCGGAUAACAUACUACUGGACGAAGAAGGUCAUGCUCAUGUCACGGAUUUCAAUAUCGCAACUGUGCUGGAGGAUGGACAGCUGGCGACGUCGAUGUCUGGAACGAAGCCUUAUAUCGCCCCUGAGGUCUACAUGUGUUCCUGCGAGGAAUACGGAGUUCUUGGAUAUGCUUAUGCGGUAGACUGGUGGAGUCUGGGUGUCCUUGCUUGGGAAACCCUUGCUGGAGUACGUCCUUAUCCACUUCAUGCUGCGACGUCACACAGAGAAGCGUUGGCGAUCCUUCAGGAGGAUAGACAGCCUCCAGCACAUUGGAGUCCUUCCAUCCGGGAACUUAUGGACAAGCUACUUACUCAGGCACCAGGCGCACGCGUCUCUACACUCAAAGAGCUCAAACAGAUAACCGUGAUGAGCGAUCUUGAUUUUGAUAAAGUUCUCAGGAAGCAGAUUAAGCCUAUCUUUACACCGCCGAAGGAUCAUUUAAACUGCGAUCCGACAUUCGAGCUUGAGGAGAUGAUCAUCGAGACUAAACCACUUCAUAAAAAGAAAAAACGUCUUGCUAAGCAGAGGUCAUUGAGGGGUGAACUGCCGCCAGAAGAUUCCCCGGGGUCAGAGACAGCUGGUCCCGGUGUGGACGUACGGAGACUUGCUUACAUUCCUGAAUACAGGGUGUACAAUAGGGAACGCGAGAUGGAGAGACAGGAACGUGAAAGGAAGGAGAAACAAUGGGAAGAAGAACUGAACUCUGCCAUGAUGGGUGCAGAGGAGAGACUGAGACAAAAAAAUCAACCUAAAACAAGCAGUCGCUUGAGCGUCUCGACUGCGAGCGUCAAGGCACGAAUAAGCGCAUCUCCACGUCCAAACCGUCGAAGAAGUGGUACUACAUCCUCCGACAUUGACUAUAUAGACGCCAGUCCAGAACCCUCCACUUCCUAACUCAUGAGUGCUCGACGCGCAAUUGAAUCCUAAUUCUUUUAUAUACAUAUACAGUCAACGUGAAAAUUUAUAACAAUGUGAGAGAUAUAUACAUCAGAUGACGUUCCAUCAAGGAUACACAUAUGCGUGCGUCUUUUACAUCAAAAGCAAAGACAUAAGCUGAUACUUACAGGGAGAGCAUGGUCGAUCAAAAUGUAGCUUCAGUACGAGGGAUCCGCCUUAUUAUGCCUAGGCGAACCUGGACAAUCAUGAGAAUUUAACUAAAGUUAAGUUGGUCUUUGAGUUUUUCCUUUUUGAACAGAACAAAUCUUUGAUCAUGACUCAUAUCGAUUGAAACUGGGUUACCUAAAUUCCAUGCUAAUUGUCAUAUAUGGCAAUGAAUAAUUUAUACGUCACUUGGUCCAAUGAAUACUUUCUGGUAAAGCAAGUGGUGAUCUUUCAUUCGACACAAGAACCUCACACUUUAACACCUGUAUGAUUCAUGAAUGUGGCAAUAUCCCCACGCGAUAUACAAACUGUGCUAAUUUCCCUGUACAUUGUGCGUCAAUAUUUCAUUACGUUGAGUAGACGAUUUUCUUAAGUUAAUGCUGUACGUUCAAGUUGACGUGUACUCUAACGUGGAUGGAUUAUCCGUAACGUUCCUCAAUGCUUUGAACUGCACUUAAAUUAUUAAGACAUUGGAAAAUAUUAUAGCGUGUUCGACGGAUGCUGUAAGACGUUCAGAAAUAUUAUCACUGAGUAAUCUGCUUUGCAGAGAAUAUUACAUCUUCUGAUAUAUAUAACUCUGUAGAAUACAAGGACAGAAGAAGCUAUAAGUUUAUAUUUAUGAAGAAGAGGGAAAAAAAUAAAGAAAUUCUGCCUUGCCUUAUAAAGGUACUCUUGUA